CCUUCCACUAUACUUUUCAUUUAUAUGCUUGAAAACAACACUCCUGCUAAACUGUUAACUGCCCACAAAUAUUUGAGGAAAUCUUGUAGAUUCAUGUAAUCUGUCUACGUGACACAUGAAAGUCAAUUAUUAAAAUAAUUUAACUUUUUUUUUAUUAGUUUUUACCAGUUUGCAGUAAAAUGCUUUAAACGACAGCAAUACUGGAUUUUAAUUGAAAACAAUUAACUCAGAUUUUUCACCCUCAACCCAAUGAGGAAAAAAUAAAGUUAAAAAAUCCCACAUAACAGAUUUAAAACGGUUUAGGGUCACAUACAUAAUAAACAUAUAAUCUCUAAGAUACAGAAGUUUCUUCAAUUUGUCAGUUAUUUAAAAAUGCAAGAAAAGGGUUACAAAUCUCUUUAAAUUUAGCAGAUUUUUACUUUCCUAUGUUCUAUUGAUGCACCUCUUUAUAAUAUUUAGCACAUGAAGAGAGAAAAAUACCCACACUGCCACACGUAUUUGCUGCUGUUUUUAUUUUUUUAAUAAUUUGUUUGCUAAUGAAUUUCCACAGGGCUGCUGUCAUACAGGGCUCUCAUACAUAAAACAACAAAAAUACAUAAACUUUAAAGGAAAUAAAAUAGGAAUAAAGAAAAAUAUGUAAAGGUAUUUGCUGAUAUUUAAAAAAAAAUGUUAUUAUAAGAAAGAAAACAAGGUUUGUUAUGGCAGUGCAAAAAAAAUCUCUUCCACAACAUAGAUGUUUUGUUGAAUGCUUUUUUAAACUUGCUUUUGUUUUUUUAAAGGCCAUUUAAUAUUCAAUGCCAAAACGAUCUACAUUAUUUGUUCAUAAAAAUACAUGCGAUUACAAUUUUCUUCAAAGUAACGAUCUAUUUCCUUUAACUUUUCAGAUUACGUAAUUUUUUUAAGGUAGCCACACGAGCAUUAGUAGUGUGUCCUUCACGUUUAUCAGGGAAGCAGCGGUGCCACCUUAAAAACCAGAAUCCCUCCCUUUUCCUUGUUCCCGGUGUUUAAUAAAAUUUGCUCUGAACAAAUCUGGAGUCGGUCAAAGUACAAUGGCCAGACCAGGCUGUUAAAAAGACUCCGUGGGGAAGAAUUACUGCAGUUAGACGAUGAAAAGGAGAAACGUGAAACACGACGAUUCGUCCCUCGACAGGAAGGACAGGAGGGCGGCUGGCGGCGGGAGGAAAGAGGGGACUCGGUCCCCCUGGUGGUCAAAACGGGGAUUACUGGCUGCUGCUGCUGUCUGCAUCCUGGUGCCUGUCACAUAUAAAAUAAUCCCUGCAUUGAUUCAGGACAUUAUUCACACCUACCGACUCAGCGUGCCGUUCUUUGAGGAUCUGAGCCAGCCUGCUGAUUUCUCCCUCAAUCACACCAUCAACAUGUACUUAACGUCAGAGGAGGGCAUUUCCCUGGGCGUAUGGCAUACAGUUCCUGAAAGUCGGUGGAAAGAAGCUCAGGGGAAAGACCUGUUGUGGUACCAGAACACAUUAAAUGAUGGAAAUCCGGUUUUUAUAUAUCUGCACGGAAACACGGGAUCAAGGGCAGCUCCACACCGAGUUGGAGUGGCAAAAUUACUGAGUGCACUGGGUUACCAUGUGGUGGUGCCUGACUACAGAGGUUUUGGAGAUUCCACCGGAGAGCCGACUGAACCCGGCCUGACUACAGACGCUGUGCAUGUGUACAAGUGGGUCAAAGCACGCAGCGGGGACAGCCUGGUGGUCAUCUGGGGACACUCUCUUGGCACUGGGGUGUCCUCUAACACUGCAGUCAAACUGCUUGAGGAAGGCAUUGUUUUUGAUGGUGUGAUCCUGGAGGGGGCAUUCAAUACUGAUCAGCAGCAUUUGCCGUAUAAUAUGUUCAGCUGGUAUUACUGGAAAUUUCCAGGAAUUAUGCGCUUGUUCAGUCUCCUAUGGGAAGGAAAAAUGCCCGUCUUUCCCACAGAACACAAUUUGAAGAAACUGAAAAGUCCGAUAGUGUUCCUUCAUGCAGAGGACGAUCACUUAGUUCCCAUUGAGAUUGCUCGUCGGACCUAUGAGGUUGCUGCAAAGGCCCAAAGUAAAGACAGAGUCAAGCUUGUGACAUUUGACGGUUCUCUGGGGUAUCUACACAACGGCUUAUAUCGGGAUCCAAAGCUGCCUGGUAUCUUAAAGGAGUUCGUGAAGUCGUUGUAGCAUCGGAAACAGCACUGGGAUCUUGGACAAAGAGUAACCUGAAUGCAACAUGGACCUAAAGUAUUUUUAAGGUGUCCUGCUAUGAUGAGUGUAACAACUUCUGAGAUCAAUUAAAUACAAGCCAAAACAGCCAGGAGCCCUGGAAAUGAUGGCAAAACAAAUAAAGUGAUUUUCUUAUCUA
This is a messenger RNA of Gambusia affinis (western mosquitofish), 2349 nucleotides long. Its product is annotated as lysophosphatidylserine lipase ABHD12-like. The transcript has 13 exons. Gene Ontology annotation, biological process: phosphatidylserine catabolic process; monoacylglycerol catabolic process. Bases 1107 to 2168 code for a protein of 353 amino acids. Gene Ontology annotation, cellular component: endoplasmic reticulum membrane. The record is from RefSeq and is a predicted model, not a curated record. Gene Ontology annotation, molecular function: phosphatidylcholine lysophospholipase A1 activity; monoacylglycerol lipase activity. NCBI's taxonomy places the organism in Eukaryota, Metazoa, Chordata, Actinopteri, Cyprinodontiformes, Poeciliidae.